AUGUUCUCCGAAUAUGCUUCACGUUUUCUUGCUCAGUCACAGUCACGAGUGACCUCUCGACCAGAUGAAGUGCAAAGAACGGGCCGUAGCCGGCCUAAUCAACACCAAGGCAACCUUCGGCAUCCCUCGUCGCGUUCGUUUCUGCGACCUAACGAUCCUUAUCGAUCGGGGACAUCUCAACUAUCCCACUUUCCUUUCGCGCCUCGGGGCUCGGUUCAACAAGCUCCCCUCUUCUUCAGUGUCACCGAUGAAUUCCGAGAGGAAGAUGAUGAAACGGAACGUGAGCGAGAAAUUGCUGAUUUCUAUGCACUUCAACGAUCACGGCGGCAUUUCGGCGAUAGCAACUUGAAAGAAUCCUCGGAACUUGAGGAUUCUGAACAAUCAGUAUUUGACGAGGAUAGCUCACCAUACGAUGGUCGGCCUGGUAAUGGAAAAGGCAUCAAAAGCUCAUGGCGGGAAGAAAAGAGUGUGGGGACCGCUCGCCCUUUUCCUAUCGAGUCAGUAGCAGAAGCCACCGAGCAUGAACUGGCUUCUACUAGUCCUAGUAAUAGCAAAGUUCGAGGUCACCUAGUUGAUGUCGGCCUGGAAGACUCUAUACGAGCGGGCAUUAACAAUCAUGAUCAAGCGUUACCCAGUCCCGAUGUCUACGACCCACCCAUCCAGCGAUUCCGAGAACGGGAUCCGCCAAACGAGCUCUCUGGGGCCAACCUACCAGGGACUGCCCCAGAGCCGGCUGCACCCUUAUCGGGCAAUCCUCCACGGCCACCCAGCUCGGCAGGCUCGUUUCCAGCAUCGGUAUCACCGCUUGCCUCAGAAAAUGCAGCCCAUGAUGUAUUCUGGGGCCAAUUGUUCUUGAUAUCCCUCGCGGGAUUGUUUGCUUCUGCAUUUCUCGUCUAUCUUCACACAUCUACCCCCUCUGGAGACAAAUCAAGGUGGGGCGAUACGAUAUAUAUGACUGUUCAUGGGUCUUUCUUCCUUCUCGGGAUAUAUACCCUUGUAUCAGUUCUUGUGUCUCUCCUCUGGUUGGCCUUACUACGCUCCUAUGUGCGACUUUUGGUCCACAUAAUCCUAGUUGCCGUUCCCAUUAUUUUAUACUCCUUUUCCUUGUAUCCUUUCAUCUCGAGCUUCAAGGGACCAUGGCACGGGUCCAGUAUUCAAGACAAGGCAAUGAGAUGGGGUUCUGGCGUUCCGUUUCUCAUGGCCACCGUGUGGAUCUAUAAUGUUUUGCGCGGUCGUCAAUCCAUCGGGAAAGCCAUAGGGAUUCUUGAAUUUGCCUGUCGCAUAUUAGCCGCCAAUCCCGAGUUGCUUGCUCUUGGUCUGGGUGCCUUGGUCUGUGUGGUUUCAUGGACGUGGAUCUGGAUGCUGAUGUUUACCCGUGUCUUUUUGGGCGGUCAUAUCGUCAACUCGAGAUCGUUUAUCAUUGAUGUGGGCAGCUGGUGGCUUGGUAUCUACUUCGUUAUUGUUUAUUUAUGGUCGAUCGGCGUCAUUGCAGGCAUCCAGCGCGCCGUCACAGCUGCAACCGUGAGUCAGUGGUAUUUUCACCGUUUGGUCACACCCGCACCCACCUCGAAGCAAAUCGUCCAGGCAGCCGUCCUACAUGCUGCCACGACCCUAUUUGGCACGAUUUCUUUGUCUAGACUCCUGGGGCUUCUGAUUCGACUUCCUCUUCUCUUACUACCAGGUCGCAUCUCUUCGUUGCUCAGUCUGUUUGCCUAUUCGCUCGUCCCUACCCCUAUCACCCACUUGACCAAUCCUCUCUCUCUCACCUAUGCAGCGAUUCAUUCGCAGCCUCUUGCCGCUUCCUCUCGAGGAUUGAGCCAAAUGACUACGCUUACCCCAUCGGCGGCCUCAACAUCUUUACACCCACGUUCAUAUUCUCGAUCGCCUGGGGACUCGGGCUCUCUUCUCUCAUAUCGGCUAUCUAAACUGAUUCUCUACGCCACCCGUCUCAUGAUGUCGUUAGCCCUAGGGUUUGGUGGCUGGGUGACUACUGCUCGGAGCCUAGCCACCUCUGCAACCGGUGGCACCGUACGUGGUAGUCUCUAUGCCUACGUGGUUGGUCUUAUUGCUGGAGCAAUCGGCUGGACCACAUUGGGCUCGAUGGAAGGUAUUAUCGCUGAUAUUGUGGAUGCGGCUGUGAUCUGCUGGGCAAGCGAAGUCGGUAUCUACGGUAGAGAAGCCCGGUAUUGCCGCGAGGCUGGCUGGCUCUUUGGUGACUCCAAGUCCCAGUUCAGGCAUGAAUAUCAAGAGGUCUAG
This is a messenger RNA of Penicillium paradoxum, 2256 nucleotides long. RefSeq lists its product as uncharacterized. The transcript is spliced from 2 exons. Lineage: Eukaryota; Fungi; Ascomycota; Eurotiomycetes; Eurotiales; Aspergillaceae. Gene Ontology annotation, molecular function: transmembrane transporter activity. The record is from RefSeq and is a predicted model, not a curated record. Gene Ontology annotation, cellular component: plasma membrane. The coding region runs from base 1 to 2256 and encodes 751 amino acids. Gene Ontology annotation, biological process: transmembrane transport.